AUGCAUUUCUCAAUUCUUACCACUGCUCUGGCGCUCGCCAGCGUUGCCUCUAGCACGCCUCUUUCAGUCAGGCAAACAGCCAACGCUCUCGAUGCUGCUUUCCGUGCUCGAGGCCGUUCUUACAUUGGCACUUCACUGACCAUCCGCAACGACAACACGGAGCAAAACAUCAUCCGCAGCUCGGAAUUCGGCUCCAUCACGCCUGAGAAUGCAAUGAAGUGGGAUGCCACUGAGCCCAACCGCAACCAGUUCAACUGGGGCAACGCCGACGCCAUUGCAAACUUUGCCACGCAGAAUGGCAAGCAAAUGCGAUGCCACACACUGGUCUGGUACAGCCAGCUACCAAACUGGGUCAACCAAAUCAACAACAACGCCACACUCAUGAGCGUGAUGGAGAACCACAUCAAGCAGGUAAUGGGCCGAUACCGUGGCAAGUGCACGCACUGGGAUGUAGUCAACGAAGCCCUCAACGAAGACGGCACAAACCGCAACAACGUCUUCCUUCGCCUCAUCGGCGAACAAUACAUGCCCAUCGCCUUCCGCAUGGCCGCUGCCGCCGACCCAUCCGCCAAACUCUACUACAACGACUACAACCUCGAGUACGGCAGCGCCAAGCACGCCGGCGCCCUCCGCAUCGUCAAGCUGAUCCAGUCCUGGGGCGUCCGAAUCGAUGGCGUCGGUCUGCAGGGCCACUUGGUGUCUGAGCCUACGAACACGGCUAGCGACGUCACGCCCAGCGUCCAAGUCCUAACAAAGGUGCUGCAAGACUAUGCUGAUUUGAACGUGGAUGUUGCAUACACCGAGUUGGACAUCCGCUCGAGGAACCCAAGUAACAGCCAGAAACUUGCGGAUGCGGCAGCGGCUUGGGCGAGGGUGGCGCAGAGUUGUAUUAAUGUUCAGAGGUGCAUUGGUAUGACUGUUUGGGGAGUUGCCGACAAGUACUCUUGGGUUCCUGGCACUUUUAACGGCGAGGGCUCGGCUUUGCUGUGGAAUGACAACUUCCAGAAGAAACCCGCCUAUACGGCAUUCUUGGACGUGCUCAACGGCAAGAACGUCACUACCGUGUAG
This is a messenger RNA of Bipolaris maydis ATCC 48331, 1068 nucleotides long. RefSeq names its product glycoside hydrolase. The record is from RefSeq and is a predicted model, not a curated record. Gene Ontology annotation, molecular function: hydrolase activity, hydrolyzing O-glycosyl compounds. Lineage: Eukaryota; Fungi; Ascomycota; Dothideomycetes; Pleosporales; Pleosporaceae. Gene Ontology annotation, biological process: carbohydrate metabolic process.